UCACAUACGAGUUUGGAACCAGAAUCGACUGCUCCAUCUACGGAUGCUUCUUAGCUUAUGCCCGCGCCUCCGCAACCGGAUUCUGAUUUUUACAACCAUCGGUGAGAUGAGAUCUGAUUUUGGGUGAAUUCAUAACGUGGUGAGGGUAAUCUAAAUCUAUUGCCAAGAUGGUGAUAGGCCGGGUUGGGUUUUCUGGCUCUCAGGGCUACCAGUCUUAGCACUGUUGUGCGGGCAAUGGCCGCCACGGUGACUCCCCACCGUAAGAGUUCUGCCACUCUGAGCCGGCUGGUCGACUGCGACACACGCUGGUCCCUUUCCAUCCAUACCGCUUGCCUCCCUCUCCCGCGCUUCCUCCUCCUCGUCCUCGAGUUCUCCGGCGACGGCCGCUUCUGGUUCCCCGCACUUGCCUCCCUCUGCCUGCACCCGUCUAUUUUCCGCGACCCCUUCCUCUCCUGGCUUCUCGUCCGCCUGUUCGCCGGAUGCGUACUCGACGUCGCCAUCGUCGGCCUCAUCAAGUUCUGUGUCCGCAGGCCUCGACCCGUCUACAACAAGGGCAUGUCUCUCGUCGUCUCCGUUGAUCACUGGUCCUUCCCUAGCGGUCAUUCCUCACGGGCAUGCUUUCUUGGGUCUUUUCUGUGGCUCUGUUCGGGCUUGACGGAGAAAUAUGUCGGUUUUUGGAGGACUGGCUUCGUGGGGAUCGUCGGAUUGUGGUCUGCAUCGACGUCCUUCUCUCGGAUUUUAUUGGGUAGGCAUUUUGUUUUCGAUGUAUUGGCGGGUAUGGUUUUAGGCGUGGUUGAAGCAUUUCUUGUUUUCCAUAUCGGUCGGCUCCUUGUGGGGACGGGGACUCUAUGAUUUCAUAUAAAUGGGGAGAAAGAAAAUGAAAAUGCUGAACACAAGAGAAAGGAAAAUUAGCAUUCGUCUAUAUCUGUGUAUCCCAAUUGAUCUACUUCUGUUUUGAUAUGCAGAUUUUGCGACUUCCAAAUUACCCAGUUUGGUUUAUUGAUUUAUUUGAUCGAUAAUUCUAGUUUUCACCU
Nymphaea colorata (pocket water lily) is the source of this 1034-nucleotide messenger RNA. RefSeq names its product probable lipid phosphate phosphatase beta. Gene Ontology annotation, molecular function: sphingosine-1-phosphate phosphatase activity. The transcript has a single exon. The record is from RefSeq and is a predicted model, not a curated record. NCBI's taxonomy places the organism in Eukaryota, Viridiplantae, Streptophyta, Magnoliopsida, Nymphaeales, Nymphaeaceae. The coding region runs from base 235 to 852 and encodes 205 amino acids.